Molecule: messenger RNA, 1657 nt
Organism: Saccostrea echinata
Lineage: Eukaryota; Metazoa; Mollusca; Bivalvia; Ostreida; Ostreidae
Product: tubulin epsilon and delta complex protein 1-like
Exons: 7
Coding region: 62-1381 (439 amino acids)
Source: RefSeq, a predicted model, not a curated record
ACCACAGAGAAUAUUAUUAACAGACUAACAGACAGGAGACUUGAGGUUUAUAAAGAAGCUGAUGGCCCAAGUUCGUGAAACAAUUGAAUUACUUACAUUCAUCUUGAAUGAAAAUGGAUGUUCUAAACUUAAGGCAGAAAUAUUUCGCCUGGCAAAGUUCGACAAAGAUGAAGCGACAUUGGCUCUGUGGAAGUUACUCUUUGAGAUGCUUUAUUAUUGUAAAUACGGUAUAAUUGACGAGGUCACUGUAAAGGCUUUCUCAGAACUAACAACAGAAGAGCUGAUUGUCUAUGUUAAGCAAGAAUUACAGAACCUAGGAUUUCUCUCCAAAGAGUUUUCGCACCUUCCAAAUGAUGCUAGGUCUGGUAGCAGGGAAUUAUUACUGGCCUUUGCAUGGCUGGUUUGUAAACAGAAUCUCAUUGACAAAUUCAUGGAAAACUGCUCUUCUCCACUGGAAGACUCUUCUUUGUUAUCUGAGCUUCAGCAGAACAAAACAACAAAGGAACCUAGAACUCUAGUAGCAGCAGGUUCCCUGACACCAGUGCAGAAAGUUCAACAGUUACAACUCUUAAAUGGAAAGUUAAGAAGUAGUUUAAGGAGACUAUAUGCAUUACAGCGAGAGAAGGCAAAGCUACAACACAGGGUCCAUGAGUGUACUCAAGGUUCCUCCCUUACACCAGAUAUGCCUCAUCUUUCUUCACUAGAGGUCCACCUAUUAAGGCACCCUCAGUUGAUGAACAAGAUCACCACACUACUGGAGAAAGACAAUGUCAGACUGAGACACAUGCAGGAGUGGAAAGAUCAUGAACAGAUCUUCUGGAAGUGGAUGGAGAGUGUUUUAGAGCUGAAAGUGAAAGAAACCCCCAGGAAUGAGAAAGCUCCUAUGCUGUAUUACAAUAUAGCUCCUGAUCCAGUGUCAAGGAUGAAUGAAGCCAGAAGAAAGUUAGAGGAAGCCAUUCUCAGAUACGAAACAAUCAUCGAGCAGAUUGAGGAGCUGUGGGAGACCAAAAGAAGUGAAGUGACAGAGGAAGAAUUGGACGGUCUGUUAGAUAUGCUAAACAUGGAGAUUUCGCUACAGAGAUCCAACUUAGCUCUAGGCAGUUCGGACUUCUUCCUAAUGAGAGACCCAACAUUUGUUUUCAACAAAAAAGACAAGAAAAAGCCAAACAUGGCCAAACCUAUGGACAGGUUACCAGGAGCUCUUGGAGAGGGCCUAGGUGUUCCAGUAGAGAUCUCCGACGAGAUAGCAGCAUUGGAAUCACAGUUGAGAUUGCUCGAGACACAGGUAGGGAGGACGACAAGGCAGUAUACAUCUGAUCUGGAGAGACUUUCUGUUAGGGUACCAGGUGCAUUGUUUGUUCAGCCUUCAUCAUGUGUUUAGAAGUUGGAUAUGCUACUUGUACAAGCAUGUAAUACUGCCAUUUAAGGUGAUAUUAAACCUUAGGAUGAUAUCAGUUCAGUGCUGAAUCCAAAUUCAUUGAAAAUCCCUGUAUACUUGAUUGUUUAUAAUAUUUUUUGCUGACCAGAAAAACUUGAAGUGAGAAUUUUCAGUAUUAGUAUGUCAUUUCUAUAGAUAAAUAACAUAAUGAUUAUCUUUGUCUUGUGAUAUAAAAUUGUCAAAUGUUAAAAACUGGUAUCUUAGAUAUUAUAGCUUCUC